AUGUGGUGUGGAAAUGAUGGAAACUGCUUGAUGCUGCAUUUAAAUCUUGAAUGCAUUUUCCUUCCAGGAGGCCAAGUGUUGCAGAUUCCACGGGUACAGGCUGAAGAUGCCGGGAGGUACACGUGUGUGGCGGUAAACGAAGCUGGGGAGGAUUCUGUUCAUUACGAUGUCCGCGUGCUCUUACCACCGUCCAUCAGUGGAGCUGAUGGUGAUCUGCCUGAAGAAGUGACUGUGCUUGUGAACAAGGUUGCAGUGCUGGAUUGUGUUGCAAGUGGCAACCCUUCUCCAAAUAUUACUUGGCAAAAAGAUGGCCACCUCCUAGCAGAAGACGACAAACACACGUUUUUGUCCAACGGAAGGAGGUUACAGAUUUUGAAUUCCCGAAUAACAGAUACUGGCAGAUACGUCUGCAUUGUAGAAAAUGUAGCUGGAAGUGCCAAGAAGUAUUUUAACCUAAAUGUUCAUGUUCCUCCAAGUGUUGUUGGUACUAAUCCUGAGAAUUUGACUGUGGUGGUGAAUAAUUUCAUCUCUCUGACUUGUGAGGUCACUGGCUUUCCACCUCCUGAUCUCAGCUGGCUCAAGAAUGGAAAACCUAUCAGUUCGAAUACCAACAUUUUUAUUGUGCCUGGUGCUCGGACUCUGCAGAUUCCCCGAGCCAAACUCCCAGAUGAUGGUGAAUAUACUUGUAUUGCCAGAAACCAAGCUGGGGAAAGUCAGAAGAAGAGUUUCCUAACUGUCCUUGUGCCCCCAAGCAUCAAAGACCAUAGUGGAACCUCACUGACAGUGGUGAAUGUAAGAGUUGGCACCCCGGUGACGUUGGAGUGUGAAUCCAAUGCUAUUCCACCACCAGUCAUCACCUGGUACAAGAACAGGCGCAUAAUUUCUGAAUCUGCAAAUGUGGAGAUCUUAGCAGAUGGGCAAACGUUACGAAUCAAGGGUGCAGAGGUUUCUGACACGGGCCAAUAUCUGUGCAAAGCCAUAAAUAUUGCAGGGCGAGACGAUAAAAAUUUCCAUCUUAAUGUUUAUGUGCCACCAAAUAUAGAAGGCCCUGAACGAGAGUCGGUCAAUGAAGCUAUCGGUAAUCCUCUUACCUUUGUGUGUGAUGCUACUGGAAUUCCUCCACCAACGUUAGUGUGGCUUAAGAAUGGCAAACCAAUAGAAAACUCUGAUUCUCUUGAAGUUCAUAUUUUAUCUGGUGGAAGCAAGCUUCAGAUUGCUCGCUCUCAGCUUAUAGACAGUGGGACCUACACGUGUAUUGCCUCAAAUAUAGAGGGAAAAACUCAGAAAACUUAUGUGCUUUCCAUUCAAGUUCCUCCUAAUAUUGUUGGCUCUGAAAUGCCUAGUGAGGUCAGCGUCCUCCUGGGAGAAAGCAUCCAGCUCGUCUGCAAUGCCGAUGGAGUGCCCACACCUGUUAUGCAAUGGCUCAAAGAUGGAAAAACAGUUGCCAGUGAUGAUGUACAAAGAAUAAGAGUAACUCCAGAUGGCAGCACAUUAAACAUUUUCAGAGCUCUCACUUCUGAUACAGGAAAAUACACUUGUGUGGCUACUAAUCCUGCAGGAGAGGAAGACCGAAUUUUCAACUUGAAUGUAUACGUUCCUCCGACAAUAGCCAAUAAUAAAGAUGAACCAGAGGACCUCACUGCCCUUUUGGACAUCUCCCUGAAUAUUGAAUGUGCUGCUACUGGAACCCCACCACCACAGAUAAACUGGCUAAAGAAUGGCCUUCCUCUGUCUGUCUCCUCCCAAAUCAGGUUGCUGUCAGCUGGGCAAAUUCUCAGACUUGCCCGAGUGCAGAUGUCUGAUACUGGUGUGUACACUUGUGUAGCAUCUAACAGGGCUGGCGUGGACAACAAACACUACAACCUUCAAGUUUUUGUUCCACCGAGCUUGGAUAACGCAGGAGGAACAGAGGAUGUGACUGUAGUAAAAGGCAGUUCAGCUUCGAUGAGUUGUCUUACUGGUGGCACUCCUGCCCCGACUAUGUCCUGGUUUAAAAAUGGACAUCCUUUAAGCCUCGGAGCUCACCUGACCUCCAGUAACCAAGGAAUGGUUCUUCAUUUUGUGAAGGCAGAGAUGGGUGACACAGGCAAAUACACUUGUGUAGCAUCCAAUGAAGCUGGAGAUACCAGCAAGCACUUUUCCCUAAAAGUGCUGGAGCCACCUCACAUCAAUGGUUCAGAUGAACCAGAAGAGCUCUCUGUCGUCAUUAACAACCCUCUUGAACUUCUCUGCAUCUCUUCCGGCAUUCCAGUCCCCAAAAUCUCAUGGAUGAAGGAUGGACGCCCGCUUCUGCAGAAUGAUAAUGUUCAUGUCCUAAGAGAAGUCCUUCGAAUAACCAGUGCUCAGGUGGAGGACACGGGAAGAUACACGUGUUUGGCAUCUAGCCCAGCAGGAGAUGAUGAUAAGGAAUAUUUAGUGAGAGUGCAUGUUCCUCCUAACAUUGCUGGUACUGGUGGUCCACAGGACCUCACCGUGUUGCAGAACAGACAAGUUAUACUGGAAUGCAAGUCAGAUGCUGUGCCACCUCCAACAAUCUCAUGGCUUAAAAAUGGAGAACUUUUAGAGGGAACUCCUCGGGUUCGAAUCCUAUCCAGUGGGCGAUACCUGCAGAUCAAUAAUGCUGACCUCAGCGACACAGCAAGCUAUACAUGUGUGGCAAGUAAUAUCGCAGGAACAAUGACCAGGGAGUUCGUGCUGACAGUACAUGUGGCUCCUACGAUCCGAAGCAGCCCUCAAACUGCGGUUGUGCAUAUAAAUGCUUCUGCUGUCCUGGAGUGUGUUGCAGAAGGAGUACCAACCCCGAGAGUUACAUGGAGAAAGGAUGGGGCUGUUUUUACUGGAAACAAUACAAGAUAUUCCAUGUUAGAGGAUGGAUCUCUACACAUCCACUCAGCGCGUGUUACUGACACAGGAAGAUAUGUGUGUAUGGCAACCAAUACAGCUGGCAGUGAACGCAAACGAAUUGAUCUGCAGGUUCUUGUUCCUCCAACUAUUGCUCCUGGACAUACGAAUAUUACAGUUACUGUAAAUGUGCAGACCACUUUGCCUUGUGAAACAACUGGAAUUCCCAGACCAGCAAUUAGCUGGAAAAAGAAUGGGCAUCUGCUUAGUGUUGACCAGAACCAGAAUAUGUACAGACUUCUGUCUUCAGGUUCCUUAGUAAUCAUUUCUCCCACUGUGGAUGACACUGCUGUCUAUGAGUGCUCUGUGUCAAAUGAUGCAGGAGAAGAUCAAAGAGCAGUUGAGCUCACUGUUCAAGUGCCCCCAUCCAUAGCAGAUGAAGCCACAGACCUUUUGGUAACAAAGCUGUCUCCAGUAGUAAUUUCCUGCACCGCGUCAGGGGUUCCUGUCCCUUCGGUUCAUUGGAUGAAAAACGGCAUAAAGUUGCUUCCCAGAGGAGAUGGCUACAGGAUUCUCUCUUCAGGGGCUGUUGAAAUACCUGCUGCUCAGCUAGCACACGCGGGACGGUACACUUGCGUAGCCCGGAACGCAGCUGGCUCAGCUCACAGACACGCCACUCUUCACGUUCAGGAACCACCAGUUAUCCAAACGCAGCCAGGGGUGCUGGACGUCAUUGUGAACAAUCCCAUUCUACUACCAUGUGAAGCAACGGGGACACCUCGACCCAUAAUAACAUGGCAAAAGGAGGGCAUCAAUAUAAUCACAACAGGCAACAGUUACAUGGUUCUUCCAAGUGGCAGUUUACAGAUUGCAAAAUCAGCUGUUGAAGACGCUGGUACUUACAUGUGUGUUGCUCAAAAUCCAGCUGGUACUGCUCUGGGGAAAAUCAAACUGAAAGUUCAAGUUCCUCCUGCUAUCAAGUCCCACCUCAAGGACUAUGUUGUUUCUGUCGAUCAAUCUGUCACUCUGCAAUGUGAGGCUGAAGGCUACCCUGCGCCAGAGAUCAGUUGGCAUAAGGAUGGACAGCAAGUAACGGAGUCCAUUAGAAGAAGGAUUCUUAGCACUGGUGCUCUGCAGAUUGUGUUUGUACAGCCUGGUGACACUGGCCGUUACACGUGCAUAGCGGCAAACCUGGCAGGGUCCAGCACCUCUAGCAUGGAGCUCGCUGUGCACAUUCCACCCAAGAUCCGCAGCACGGAUGCGCAGUACAUGGUCGCGGAGGACUCCCAGGCUGUUCUGUCCUGUGUGGCUGAUGGGAUUCCAACGCCAGCAAUAAACUGGAAGAAGGACAAUACGCUGUUAACAGAGAUAGAUGGAAAAUACCGGGUUGUGCCAGAGGGAGACCUUAUUUUGGACAACGUUGUUCCCGAAGAUUCUGGCAGUUACACCUGUAUUGCUAAGAAUGCUGCUGGAGAAGACAUACACACUGUCACCCUGAUAGUUCAGGUACUUCCAGCUUUUACUGAACUGCCUGGAGAUAUAGCUUUGACUAAAGGAGAACAGCUCAGAUUAACUUGCAGAGCCACUGGGAUACCUGUACCCAAAAUAACGUGGACCUUUAACAAUAACAUCAUUCCAGCACAAUACGAUGAUGUAAAUGGACACAGCGAACUUGUUAUCGAAAGAGUAUCUAAAGAUGACUCUGGUACUUAUGUGUGCACAGCAGAAAACACAGUUGGCUCAAUCAAAGCUAUUGGCUUUGUGUAUGUCAAAGAGCCUCCAGUCUUCAAAGGGGAUUACCACUCUAGCCGAAUUGAGCCCUUGGGUGGCAACGCUAUGUUGAAUUGUGAAGUCAGAGGAGAUCCACCUCCAACCAUCCAGUGGAGCAAAAAAGGAGUUGGCGUUCAGAUUAGCAACAGGAUCCGACAGCUUAACAAUGGUUCUCUUGCUAUCUACGGCACUGUAAAUGAAGAUGCUGGUGACUACAAAUGCGUGGCUACCAAUGAUGCUGGUGUGGUGGAACGCAGCCUGACGCUAACACUACAGAGUCCUCCAGUCAUUACUGUUGAACCUGUAGAAACAGUUAUUGAAGCAGGUGCCACAGCAAUGCUGAACUGCCAGGCAAACGGCGAGCCUCCUCCAACCAUCGAAUGGUCCCGCCAAGGUCAUCCAGUUGUGAGCGAUGAGAGAGUGACCGUCCUGUCUAACGGCUCCUUGCGGAUUGUUGCAGCACAGAAGGAAGAUACGUCUGAAUACGAGUGUGUAGCGAGGAAUCUAAUGGGAUCGGUUCUUGUCAGAGUACCACUGACCGUCCAGGUCCAUGGUGGAUUUUCUGACUGGCUUGAAUGGCGAGCUUGCAGCGUAACUUGUGGUCAAGGUGUUCAGGAGCGAGUCCGUCAGUGCAACAACCCUCUUCCGGCAAAUGGCGGGAGAAGGUGCGAGGGGCCCGAUACAGACGUACGCAGCUGCCACAACAAGCCAUGUCCAGUGGAUGGCAACUGGUCGGAGUGGGGGCUAUGGGAGGAGUGUUCAAAGAGCUGUGGACAAGGUAACAGGACCAGAACCAGAACCUGCAGUAACCCCCCAACUCAGCACGGUGGGAAGCCCUGUGAUGGCAGUGCCGUGGAUUCAGUCAUGUGUAAUAUUAGGCCUUGCCCAGUUGAUGGUGAGUGGAGUUCUUGGCUGCCGUGGGGUCCUUGCAGCGAGACUUGCGGGAAAGGUACUCAGACACGACUGCGGCUCUGCAAUAACCCCCCUCCUUCCCAUGACGGGUCGUACUGUGAGGGGUCUGACGCACAGAUGCAGGUUUGCAACAAGAGACGCUGCCCAGUGGAUGGGAAGUGGGCCACGUGGAGCAGCUGGAGUGCCUGCACCGUGUCCUGUGGAGGAGGCAGCAGGCAGAGAACGCGCCACUGCUCAGACCCAGCCCCACAGUUUGGGGGUCACAAAUGUGAAGGGAAUGACAUACAAAUCGAUUUUUGCAACAGUGAUCCUUGUCCGAUUCAUGGCAACUGGGGCCCAUGGAGUAGUUGGGGCACUUGUAGUCGGACGUGCAACGGAGGCCAGGUGAGGCGAUACCGGACCUGUGACAAUCCUCGCCCUGCCAGCGGUGGAAGGGCAUGUGCAGGGGCUGACAUGCAGAUCCAGAGAUGCAGCAAUGAACUGUGCCCUGUGGAUGGAAACUGGGGGCAGUGGCAAACAUGGAGCCAAUGCUCUGCUUCUUGUGGAGGAGGAGAGCAGACCCGAAUACGCCUGUGCAGCAAUCCCGCCCCGUUAAAUCGCGGACGUCCUUGUCCUGGAGACUCCUCCCAAAUAUCCAGGUGUAAUCCCCAAGCAUGUCCUGGUGGGCCUUCACGUGCCAAAGGCAGCAUCAUUGGAAAUAUUAACAAUAUUGAAUUUGGAAUUGCGUUCCUGAACGCCACAGUAACGGACAACCACGACUCUGAAACUAGAGUAAUACAAGCAAAAAUUACAAACGUCCCUCGGAGCCUUGGUCCAGCGAUGAGGAAGCUUGUUUCUAUACUGAGCCCAGUGUAUUGGACAACUGCAAAAGAAAUUGGGGAAGCAAUGAAUGGGUUUACGCUCACUGAUGCCAUGUUCAAGAGAGAAACUCAAGUGGAGUUUGCAACUGGUGAGAUUUUGCGAAUGACUCAUAUUGCCCGGGGCUUGGAUUCUGACGGAGCCUUGCUGCUGGAUAUUGUUGUGAGUGGCCACGUGCUGCAGCUCCAGUCAGUGGCUGACGUUAACGUGAAGGAUUACACAGAGGAUUAUAUCCAAACCGGCCCUGGGCAACUGUAUGCCCAUUCUACUCGUCUCUUCGCUGUAGAUGGAGUUAGUGUUCCCUAUACAUGGAACCACACUGUCACCUACGAUUACACUAAGGGGAAGAUGCCUUUCUUGGUGGAAACACUCCACGCUUCCUCUAUUACAACAGAGUACAACCCACUGGAAGAAACUGUGGUGUUUAAAAUCCACGCUUCCAUUGCAAAAG
Messenger RNA from Cariama cristata (Red-legged seriema), 6832 nucleotides. Its product is annotated as hemicentin-1-like. The annotation marks the transcript as partial. Gene Ontology annotation, molecular function: axon guidance receptor activity. The record is from RefSeq and is a predicted model, not a curated record. The transcript is spliced from 43 exons. Gene Ontology annotation, biological process: homophilic cell-cell adhesion; synapse organization. NCBI's taxonomy places the organism in Eukaryota, Metazoa, Chordata, Aves, Cariamiformes, Cariamidae. Gene Ontology annotation, cellular component: axon; neuronal cell body; plasma membrane.